Molecule: messenger RNA, 2237 nt
Organism: Ceraceosorus bombacis
Lineage: Eukaryota; Fungi; Basidiomycota; Exobasidiomycetes; Ceraceosorales; Ceraceosoraceae
Source: the annotation of a GenBank genome assembly
AUGCCACAAGAAGAUCCUUCACCAGCAGCCAUAGAGGCUAGCAAGGAUCGCGCAGCAGCUCUAACGAUCCAAAAGAACUAUCGAGGAUAUCGCACCAGGCGGUCUUUGGGCGGAUGCGCCUUGAGCGCUGAUGAUAGGUGGGGCGAUGCGGUGCUGAGGCUGAGAAGGGAAGGAGCGGGAAAGCAGAAUGCUGAAGGGUCGAAGAACAGCGCUGCAGAUAGAUGGCGCAGAGGAGGAUUGAUGGUUGGGCAAUUCGCUGGCAGUCCAGCUUCUGGCGGUGCAGAAGAGGGCAGCAAGGCAAGUGGCGAAGCAGGCGGUGCACAGGUUCCGGAUGAUGGACCUGUCAAGGGCGGUCCCAGUCUGCCUGAUCCCGAGGAGCAAGAGGAACAGCAUCAGCAGGAGGUCGGAAAGCACACGGAACCUAUUAGGGAAGAGAGUCACGGCUUGGUCGGCGACGUGCCAGGUGGUCAGAGCGAUGGCAAGGUGGACAAUGUGCCCAGCGUCGCCCACCAGCACGAGUAUGGCUUGAAGCUGCUGGAAAGAUGGACCAGGGGCGCAAAAGCGCAACAGCUCGUAAGUCGUUGGACGGCGCGGGUGUGCGAUCAGAAAGUCUUGUCCAUCUUCUGCUGACGUCUCUACACGUUUGAACGAAUUCCAACUCUCAGUCCAAGAUGAUGGAGGAGAGCUAUUGGCUGGAGGGCAUCGACGUGAACCACAGAUACGGCAGCAAUCUGAAGCACUAUCACUCUGUAUGGAUGAAGGCCGAUACAGAUCAAAACUUCUUCUACUGGCUCGACAAAGGUGAUGGAAAGCAUGUGGAUCUCGAAGAGUGUCCCCGCGAAAGGCUCGAUAGCGAGAAGGUCACCUACCUCUCUGUGAGUUGGGGCAACUAGCGGAUACGCCAGAGAUACAAUGAGGCUGACAAGUGCACCACGUAUCUCUCUCUCUCUCUGUGUGUCUUUCGGUGCUACAGGCCGAGCAGCGCUUCAACUACUUGGUUGACAUCAAAGAUGGGCGACUGUUCUGGCGAAGGAAUGGAAAGCCAGUGGACACUUCUCGCGGCAAGCACAAGGACCUUGGUGAAGGGCGCGGCAUUGUAGAGCUUGGUCCAGAGGAGCAAGAAGAGGAGGCGCGAAUCAAGGCGGAGAGGAGAGCAGCGCGUCAUGGCGAUGAUCGACGCUCCAGCAUAGCUUCACUGAGCUCCGAAAGCAGCAGCAGCAGCAGCAGCAGCUCAAGCAGCGAUGCGGACAGCGAAGAGCGAGCCGAGGCAAAGGAGGAUGCAAAGCAUUACGGCGCCAAUCUGUCCAAGAAGGAGAGGAGGCUAGGUCUGCUCACCAGCAAGGGUUGGACCGAUGCGCUGCUUCGUAAGACGGUAGGCGUCAACACCUGGAUCUACGUGCUGAACUCCCGCCACGAACUGUACAUUGGAAUCAAGAAGACAGGUACCUUUCAGCACAGCAGCUUCUUGUAUGGCGGUCGAGUGCUCAGUGCGGGUCUCAUCAAGCUCAAGGAGGGUCUGAUCACAAGCCUGAGCCCGCUCAGCGGGCAUUACAAGGCCAACAGCGGUGCCUUCAGGUGGUUUGUUGCAUCCCUGCAGGCCGGAGGCGUUGAUUUGAGCCACGUCUCCAUUUCCAAGGUGCGUGAUUGCCAAACGCUCAUGCGCGACAUUUUCGCGCUGACACAACCUCCUGCCGCGUUGCCAGGCUCUCUUGGCCUUGAUGGCGCUCGAGCAGUACGGCAAAUUGGCCAAAAAGACCAAAGCGAAAAAGGCUAGCAAGAAGGAAGACAAGCAAAAUGCGAUAAUCGCUGGCGCUGGUAAAAAGAAGGAUCAGGAAGCUGAUGCGCAAGGGCAGGCAUCGAACGGAUCUGGCUCGCGCGACGGCACAGCGCACGCUGCUGAGGUGAGAGCAGCGGAUAGCGCAGCAUCUGAGCAGACUUCGCUGGCACCGACGGAAGGAGACGACGAAGCUGCUUUUGAAGAGAAGCGCAAAGCGAAGCUGGAGAGGGAUAGGCCCAGGACGCUAUUCGAGCGGACUUUCGACAAGGCAGGGCUUCGACAUCAACAAAGAGAGACGCGCGCGAAGAAGUACGCUGAAGAUGCUGCUUCAGGAAGCGAGGGAGAGGGCGGCUUGUCAAGGAUUCUCUCAAGGAUUAGCCUGCAUCGGAGCCAUGAAGGUGCUUCGCAGCAAUCGUCCAAGAACCCUUCUCGCGCAACGACUCCUAACCCGCCUCAUUGA